Messenger RNA from Rhea pennata, 8498 nucleotides. It is a transcript of the gene SCYL2, whose product is annotated as SCY1 like pseudokinase 2. Gene Ontology annotation, molecular function: ATP binding; protein kinase activity. The coding region runs from base 306 to 3089 and encodes 927 amino acids. NCBI's taxonomy places the organism in Eukaryota, Metazoa, Chordata, Aves, Rheiformes, Rheidae. Gene Ontology annotation, biological process: protein phosphorylation. The transcript is spliced from 19 exons. The record is from RefSeq and is a predicted model, not a curated record.
GUCGCCAUGGAGUAGCCGGAGCGGGACGGGGCUGAGCCGGGCCCGCAGCGCGACGCGGAGCCCCGUGACAGGCGCCCGGCCGGGCCCACGGCGCCACGGGCAGCGAGGCCCUGCGCCGGCUCAGGUUGAAGAAAUUAAUACUCUUCACAGUUUAUUUGAAAAAGACAAUGAAGAAAUGUUUUUGACUUUUGCUUUUGAAUAUACCACAUAAUUCUGAUUCCAGAAAAUAAGUUCUUCCUGUAUUCUCUCUUCAUCUUUGCUCACACCAAUAAGGAAGGGUAAUACACUGGUGUACACUUGACACAAUGGAGUCCAUGCUGAAUAAAUUAAAGAGUACCGUUACAAAGGUAACGGCUGAUGUCACCAGCGCAGUCAUGGGAAAUCCUGUUACCAGAGAAUUUGAUGUUGGCCGACAUAUUGCCAGUGGUGGUAAUGGACUUGCUUGGAAGAUAUUUAAUGGAACUAAAAAAUCAACAAAACAGGAAGUGGCUGUUUUUGUCUUUGAUAAAAAGUUAAUAGACAAGUUUCAAAAAUUUGAGAAGGAUCAGAUUAUUGAUUCUUUAAAACGAGGUGUUCAGCAACUAACGAGGCUUCGACACCCUCGGCUACUUACUGUUCAACAUCCAUUAGAAGAAUCUAGAGAUUGCCUGGCAUUUUGUACAGAACCAGUCUGUGCAAGUUUAGCUAAUGUUCUUGGCAGCUGGGACAACCUACCUUCUCCUCUACCAUCUGACAUUAAAGAAUAUAAACUUUAUGAUGUGGAGACCAAAUAUGGCUUGCUUCAGGUUUCUGAAGGCCUGUCCUUUUUGCAUAGCAGUGUGAAAAUGGUCCAUGGGAAUAUUACACCUGAGAAUAUAAUUCUGAAUAAGAGUGGAGCGUGGAAAAUUAUGGGCUUUGAUUUUUGUAUCCAGUCAACAAAUCCAUCUGAACAGGAGCCAAAAUUCCCUUGUAAAGAAUGGGAUCCAAACUUGCCAUCCUUGUGUCUUCCAAAUCCCGAAUAUCUGGCACCAGAAUAUAUUCUCUCUGUGAGCUGUGAGACAGCCAGUGAUAUGUACUCUCUAGGAGCUGUUAUGUAUGCAGUAUUUAAUAAAGGGAAACCAAUUUUUGAGGUCAACAAGCAGGAUAUUUAUAAAAGUUUCAGCAGACAACUGGAUCAGCUGAGCCGUUUAAGCUCCAGUACUCUUCAGAAUAUACCAGAAGAGGUGCGUGAACAUGUAAAGCUACUCUUAAAUGUAGCUCCAGCAGUAAGACCAGACGCAGAUCAAAUGACUAAGAUACCAUUCUUCGAUGAUGUGGGAGCAAUGACGCUUCAGUAUUUUGAUUCUUUAUUUCAAAGGGAUAACCUUCAGAAAUCACAGUUUUUUAAAGGACUACCAAAGGUUCUGCCAAAACUACCUAAGCGUGUUAUAAUUCAGCGAAUUUUGCCUUGCUUGACCUCUGAGUUUGUGAAUCCCGAUAUGGUACCCUUUGUCUUGCCUAAUGUUCUCCUAAUUGCUGAGGAGUGCACCAAAGAAGAAUAUAUCAAGCUUAUUCUGCCUGAUCUUGGUCCUGUUUUUAAGCAGCAAGAACCAAUACAGAUCCUAUUGAUCUUCCUGCAAAAAAUGGAUUUGCUCCUAACCAAAACUCCGGCAGAUGAAAUAAAGAACAGCGUUCUACCGAUGGUUUAUAGAGCCUUGGAAGCACCUUCAAUUCAGAUUCAGGAGCUUUGCCUAAAUAUAAUUCCUACAUUUGCCAAUCUAAUAGAUUACCCAUCAAUGAAAAAUUCAUUGAUUCCAAGAAUUAAAAAUGCAUGUUUGCAAACUUCUUCUCUUGCUGUCCGGGUAAACUCACUAGUGUGCUUAGGAAAGAUUUUGGAGUACUUAGAUAAAUGGUUUGUGCUUGACGAUAUUCUACCUUUUCUACAACAAAUUCCAUCCAAAGAACCUGCAGUGCUAAUGGGAAUUUUAGGUAUUUACAAAUGUACAUUUACUCAUAAGAAGUUGGGAAUUACCAAAGAGCAGCUUGCAGGAAAAGUAUUGCCCCAUCUGAUUCCUCUUAGUAUUGAGAACAACCUUAAUCUCAAUCAGUUCAAUUCUUUUAUUUGUGUUAUAAAAGAUAUGCUUAAUAGAUUGGAGGCAGAGCAUAAAACAAAACUUGAACAACUUCAUGUCAUGCAAGAACAACAGAAAUCUUUGGAUAUAGCUAAUCAAAUGAGCGUGACUGAAGAGGCAAGAUCUACCAGUACAAGUAAUCAGAUUGACAAGGUAUUUAAUAAUACUGGAGCUGACCUCCUAACUGGUGGAUCUGACAGUAAAGAACAAGAGUUGUCAUCAAAACAGAGAAAGGCAUCACUUACACUUGAAGAAAAGCAAAAGUUAGCUAAAGAACAAGAACAGGCACAGAAAUUGAAAAGCCAGCAACCUCUAAAGCCACAAGCAACUGCAGUAACACCUCCAUUGAAGCAGACAAAAGACUUGACAGAUACCUUGAUAGAUAAUAUGUCAUCUUUGACAUCUAUCAACAAAACUAAAGUUGCAUCUUCAAACAGCUUCUCGUCUGUCCCUUCUAUGGCUGUUGGAAUGGGAUUUUCAUCACCUGUUGACAGCACAAAGAGAAAUAUAACGAAUGGGCUAAAUACUGGUAUGGGUUUUCAAACUACUGGAUUCUGUAUGGGAAGUGGUCCCACCACUCAGAAUUUCUUCGGUGGUCCAAGUGCAACAGGAACAACCAAGAUGAACAUUGUACCAACUGCCAAUAUGCCGAAUUACAGUCCCAUGAGUGCUACAUCUGCAAUCUCUCCACUGACACAACAAAGCAGACCCCCAGACAUGUCUGCGUUAGACAAUCUUUUUGGUCCUCAAAAACCCAAAGUCAGUAUGAAACAGUUGGCUCAACAGAAGUCAAACCAGUGGGUUAAUCAGUUUGUACCCCCACAAGGGUCCCCAAGUGCAAGUGGUACAGUCCUGGGACCUCAGAUGAACAUGAUAGGACAGCCUGGCUUUGGUAUACAGAGUAAUCCUUUCUUUACUCCUCAGAACUUUGCACAACCAGCAAACACGAUGACAAACAGCAGCUCAGCUAGCAAUGACUUAAAAGAUCUUUUUGGGUAAAAUAUCUUAUUUUCUUCUUUCAAAGGUUGGUGAAAUUUGAAUCAUGGGUAAGCUGAUUAACAUCUUUUUUAAUUACAGAAAGUAUGACUUGGGGAAACUUUCCACUCAGCAAAAUAAAUAAUUUUGCACUAGAAAAAGACUGCUCUUACAUUGUCCUGGUAAUACAGUGGAAAGCAUAAGUACAAAAUCAUCUUAUGUGAUAAUGAUUUCACUUCUCUUUAUCCAGCUUCAGAGCAUUGGAGGUAGGAUGUAUAUAUUCACUCAACAAAGAAGCUAAAUAUUUCAGAAUUAUUCAGAAAUGUAUUUAAUCAACAUAAUCAUUUAUAUGGAAUUUUAUUUCUUAAACAAAAAUGUUUGGGGGUAAUAAUGCUAGUGAAUACAAUUUAGUGCUAUCCUAUGGAUCCAUCUUUUCAGUGUCUGCUAAAUUCAACUCUUGAUGAUUUUUGUAGCCUAAAUUUGGCACAAACUGUCAUUAUGCCUUAUGACAGUAUGUGAAAAGUAAACUCAUGCUUCAUCAGAUAGGUUUGUUAGCCCUGUUACAUAGAAAUACCUCUAAUCUACAACUAUACAGUGGGCUAAGAAAAUAAAAUAUUUUGACUUUCUUCUCCUAUGAGGAUUCCUAUCAGGAUUAAUGUGGAAGUGGACUGCCACAAGAUUCAGGAGGCAUAAGAAAUGAUAUUAAAAGGCAGUACAAAUUUGGGACAGAGAAACAACAUUGCUCCAAUGGACAUGCUGUUUUACGACUUGUUUUAUAAUGUCAGACCAUAGUUACCAGCCCCAUGGCAAAAGCUCCAUACCACUUAAGCAGGAUUUUAAAAUACUUUAAAAUACUUGAUCACAUUUAUUAUGUAUUUCUGUGUUUCGGCUAAUUUGAUACUGCUUCCUGCCAGUGUGUGUGAGGGGAGGAAGAGUAAUUAUGGAACCUCCUAGAAAAAAUGUUCUCUAUAAAGUUCAAAUGCUAACUGCCCCAACUUGUUACAAUUGGUUGAGUUACAUAUAAAUAUUUUGGAUUACUUCAUAGUCUUUGGCUCCAUUGGGAAGAUGGUAAAAGAUUGCCUGGUAGAAGUGUUACACAUUGUUGUGUGAAAAAGCAUAUUGCCAUUAAUUGCCUUGAUUAGAAUAAAUUAUUACUUUUUAAUUUUGUUUUAACUCAAGUCCUGAUGAAGGAUAGAUGAAUAUGAAGUGAUUUCCAAAUACGUGUUUGUAAGCUGUAGAAUAUGGUAAAUACACAGAUUUUUCAAAUCCUUUUUAUUGUAUUAUUCCAAAUUUAAUAAAGCUCUCAGAAAACCAAGCAGUAGUUUCUUCUACUUCCCAGAAGGUAGAUGUUCAGCUUGCCCAUGAUGGAAUCUCUGCUCUGUCCGAUAUUAUAGUUGGGUUUUAACUUUUUCUUUCCUAGGAAUUUCAGGAACUUUCUUACAUGCUAUUUUGAAGAUUAUAGCUGGCUAUUUUGAGAAGGAAAGAACUAGUUACCUUUUUUAUGGAAAGCCUAUGUACUUUAUUUUUCAAAGCCUUUCACUGAAGAAAUUGUUCUUUUAUUUGCUGCUUAAGAAACCAAAGGGCCUUAUGCUGUAAAUGUGACUUGUAUUUUGUUAUAUUUCCACAGUUCUCAGCAGUAAUAGCAUUAAGCAUAUUUCUCAAAUAAUUGUGUAUUAUAGCUCUCACCUUAGUCAUAUUAUUUUAAAAUACAUGGGACCAGUGAAAUUGUGGUUUAGAGAACAAUGCCUAAUACCUUGUGAUGCUUAUGUGCUGUUAGCAUUCAUGGUAAAUGUUGUGGGUUAUGUUAAAAUAUCUACAUAACUUAAAUACAAUACUAGAACUGUUAAAAUGUUGUUUAAGUUCACCCACAGUUACUGGUACUCUGCACUCUGAAUCACACACAGUCUUCUUUUUAUGUCAGUUUUUGAAACCUACAUUUUUCUAGAGUAACAUAAGGCAAAACUUUGAAUUGCUUGAAUCUGUGUUCCUCUAAAUUAUUUGGAAUAUGAGGUUAUAUUAAAAUGACAUCUCUUAGGACUUGACCCUGCAUUAUAUUAACAUAUCCAUAGAGAAAGAAGGUUUAAUGUCCAAUGCCCCUGAAGUUUCAGUCCCUGAUGUCCCUGGACUAGGCGUAUUCGGAGUUGGAUUUGGAUUUAACUUAUUGGAGGGAAAGUUAACUGCAAAAUUUUUAUCACGUUUUAUAUUCCAGAUCUCUUAAAUUAUGGGGUUUUGGAGUAUGUGCUUUUGGCAUGGGCUAUUUUAGAAUACAGAGUAUUUUGUAAAAACAAAACCAAAAAAUCCUGUAGGUUCAAAUUAAGAGGGGCUCUUCUGUGCAGUGGUAAUGUGUUGGAAUAAGAUCUUUAUCUGACUCAACUAAUAUGAAAUGUUUUGUAUUUUGUAUUUCAGAACAUGAUUUUGAUUUCUGCUGCUUGCAGCAAUUUUCAGAAUGGGCAGAGUAGAAGAAUAAUAACAAAGAAAAUUGAAAAGGGUGCUCAUGGAAAUGAUAGGAAUCUUUUCCAGUUAUUUAAAAAUAAAAUUUGAAAAAUAAUUUCAGUUAAAAUCAGGGAGCCAAAUCCAUCUUCCUUGUAGAUGCUUCAUGCUUCGGGAGUCAGGAAACUGUGUAUGUGUUAACUUCUUUAAUUAUUUCUGCUUAGCUUAAAGGGAAGAGGAGUUACAAGAGGUAACUCACCAAGGCCAUGUGCCUCUUGGCUCCUGCUAUAAUAGCUUUUCUUUAGGAGACCUUGUCCAGUUGAUCUCUCCACUUGCGAAUUGUCAUGCUGAGGCUCUGCAAGGGCCUGGAAGAUUCGCACUGUGGCCAGAGUAAAUACCACUGUUGGAGAGCAACAGUUGUACUUCAGAUCCAGUGGGAGGAAUGAGUGGGAGGAAGGGACAAUAUUAUGGAAUAGGGGCAUGCCAGGGGCCUUCCGGGUCUGGACUGGACUGGAAAGCAGCGUUACAUCUAGACUGUUCUUUAUCUUUUUCCUUGCUGAAUGUUGAAGCAGAGAGGAUUAUUUAGCCCUAAUGCAACACAGAAUGGACAACACGAGUGGGAAGUUGAUAUCUGAUCUACAGAAUUGCAAAUUCUUUCACUGAAAAACUAAAUAUAAAAUAAAUAUUAUAAUGCCCAGAACAAUAUUAUAAAUUACACUAAAUCUCUGCUUUUUUUUCUUCAACCUAAUUUAAAAGAAAAAUGUAGAAACCUGGUAGGUUGUAUCAUUACCUUAUGUCCCCCACUGCCAUGUGCACCCAUAUUAUAUUGAGCAGAUCUUCACUAGCACUGUAGAACUGAGAGCAGGUUUUGGGCCUAAGUGCAGUCUACUUGAUUGACUUUAUGUUAGUUUGUAAAGGAGAAAUAAAAAGGAGGAGGGAGUAAGUUCUUAAUUUUUAACUGAUUUAGCUAAAAUAUGUUUAGGGGGAGAAAUGCAAAGAAGAAGAAAUGAAAAGAAGAGAGAUGGAAAUAGCUGCACACCUUAAAUAUAAGCUAGCCAAAGUUGUCCUUUGGCUAACUUGGUGUAUAACCUAAAUGAAUGCUUUUGUACCAAGUUGGUAGAUUUCCAUAUUAGAAUUGUUGGUUCAUUUUUUUUUUUAAGUAUGAAAGUCUCCAAAGCAUUUUUUUUAAUGAUUUUAGAAUAUAAACUAAUCCUCUGAAUGGACAGACUUGUAUUAAAGAGGCUUGAAAAACUUCCUCUGCCAGGGCUAAUUGAGAGGGUCUUGGAAACAACUACCUUGCCGAUUAGUUUAGAAGCGCCUGGGCCUUCUCUCAAGGGGAGAGAAGUAGGGAGUGAAAUGGCAAGUGUCAUUUCAAGGAUGGGCGAGGAAGCAGAUGUUUCCAUUCCUUUUCAUGGAAGUCUUGUGAGUAAGGCACAGAAGAGCCUAUGGAAAAGUCCAAAGGCUUUUCAAAGUCCCUGCUAAUGUAGGAGGCAGCACCAGAGGAGCCUUUGGAAAGGUAAAGGAGUCCACCAAUAAUUUGAGGGGGAGGAGAGAAAUUUUUGCUGGGAAAUUGGAUAGGAUUCCCUAGUUUGUUUUAAUGAAUAUACUGUAUCUUUCUCCCUCAGCUGUAAUGUGAAUCAAAUAGAAAUGCCUUACAGGAGUGCUGUGGCCUUAAAAGUCUGCCCAAAUGUUAAGUUCCCCCAAGUAAAAAGCAGAAAUUUUUGAUGUAUAGGUGUGCAACAUUUCAAGCCUUAUUUAAAACUUUCCUUUUAAGUUUUGUCGUCUUAGUAACACCUUUUCCAUUUGUUUCACGAGUACCCUGCUAGCCUUUAAAGCAAGAAAAAUGUGUAUUUUAAUUUUUGUAUUGUAAUUUCUGUUGUAUAGGGGUCAAUAACUAGGAAGGUAAGCGUGCACUUAGAUUACAGGGUAAUACUUGGUUACGUUGCACCAUGAGAGCAAACAUCAAUUGUGAAGUUAAAUUUGAGUCGAAUUCGGCAGGACUUUUGUACAGACAAUGAAUCGUGUGAUCCUUUUGUUAUGUGCUCUAAAUUCGUAUGGUUACUGUGCCCACUUCUUCGUGAUUUGAGCAGAAAAGGAAGGGUUUUUUAAAAAAACAAAUUUAAGAACACUGGAUCUCAUUGCAGAUGAAUUGUUUGGACUUCAGAAUGACUUUUUUUUUUUUUAAUUGAUUAGGAGUUUUUAUUGGGGGUGGGGUGGGAUAUCGCUGUUUUGUGCCAUUUCAAAUGACAGAAACGUCCGAGGAGGGCAGCCAGCUUGUGUUGUAUAUGUGACCCUUUUUUGGUCUUUGCUAAAAUGAGAGAUAUGCUGCAUUUUAUAUACUCGUUGCGAACUUUUAUUGUGAAAUACUUGUGAGGAAGCCGAUCUGGAGAAUUUCAGAUGAGUUAGCUAAUUUUCAAGUGAGGUCCUGCUUUGUAUGUAUCUUUCCAUUAGGUUUUGACUGCUGUACAAGGAAUUACACAAGGCACUAAAACCUCGGAUUGAUGCAUCAAAUGCCCUUGGCUACCAGACCUCCCCCUUAAAUCAACACAACGGAAAAGCCCCUGAAGUUGUGGUGUCUUUCAGGUCUCUGAAACGGUUCUGGCUGCUGUACAGAUUUCUGAAAUGAAGUUGUAAAUCAAAACUGCUUUAAUGUGUUAUAGUGAACUCAGGCCUUGUGCAAAAUACUUGUUUAUUUGUCUAAUCGUACAGUCUCUGUACUAGUGGCAGUUUUAUGUUUAGAUCGUAAAACAUUAAUAUUCUCAUGAGGCGUGUAAAAUGAUGUUAUUAUAGUGUCAGCUGUGAUUCCUGAUCAGAACCGUCAUAGCAUGGCAUUAGUGUAUCUCUGGUUUGUUGGACAGCUCUUCAGAAACAAAUUUAUUCUUGUAUCAACUUUUAGAUCAAUUACUUCAAAAAUAUGUAAAAGCUACAGUGACCGUUUCAAGGAAUUCAUAUCACUUUGUACUGUGAAUGAGGUUGCCUAUGGAAAUAAAUGAACUUUUCAUA